Dendroctonus ponderosae (mountain pine beetle) is the source of this 1896-nucleotide messenger RNA. Its product is annotated as neuroparsin-A-like. Bases 482 to 970 code for a protein of 162 amino acids. Lineage: Eukaryota; Metazoa; Arthropoda; Insecta; Coleoptera; Curculionidae. The transcript is spliced from 3 exons. The record is from RefSeq and is a predicted model, not a curated record.
CUGACAGUUUUGUGUUUUUUACAUCCGUAAAUAGUGAUGGGCGUCGUCGAUAAUAAAAAAUUGCCUCUUACCGGAAUUACUCGGAUUCUUUUCAGCCCAUACCAUCAACUCGUCAUCUGUUCAUUGUUCUUCAAACUAAUAUGACACAUGUCAAAUUUUGGCAGUAGCAAAAAUUUAAACGUUUUGUCUUUGGCUUGUACAGCUUAAAAUCACUUAUUUGAGCCUUAUUGAGAAUCUGAGGCCUAUUUUACUGUGAUGCACCUACCUGUCAUUUUGACAGUGAGAGAUUGGAAACAUUAGACAGUUGAAGUUGAUGGAAACAUCAAACCGUUUAAAACUCAAUCUGAUCGGGAAAAGCGAACGUUUUAAUUACGACUAGUUUCCAGCCUGGACCCUAAAGCGGCGACCUAAAUUAAUAAUCAUAAGAAAAUGAAGGCAAGGAUAUAGGCGACUUGAUAUUUUUCAACCGCAUCUAAUUAAUAUGGAAAUGAGGCAACUAUCAUUGAGGGUGGGUUUUUUUGGUAUAAAAAGCCCGGACAUUGUCAAGUUGUCCACACAGUGCCCCAAGCAGCUCUUCCAACGUCCACUCGAAGACACUGAGACACGUUUCACGAACCUUAUCAUAAAUUCGUACAAGGGCCGCUCAACUAUGAAUCCUAGCACUGGAAUCAUCUUAGUCUUGUGUAUUGCCCUCACUUUGGCCUCCAGCAUAGAUGCCAUGUCAAUAACAGAACGUUGGAUAUGUACCUCGUGUGUGACGCAACAGGAAUGCGACCAGGAUCCCCCUAGCGUGUGCAUUUGGGGUGAGGCAAGAAACAAUUGCGGUCGAAGAAUCUGCGCCAAAGGACCAGGCGAAAGAUGCGGGGGAUCACUGGACAUCCUCGGUAUUUGUGGGGAGGGGAUGAUGUGUAAGUCGGACGAGAGGUGCCACGGAUGUUCCAUGCAAACUUUGGAAUGUUCCCACAACUAAAUCAGUAUUACCAGUAGUGGCGUAACUGCUUUUGAUCUAAUGCUGUGAUCACCGUUUUCGUUUCUCAUUACCGAUAAACUGCCCCCACCCUCCAAGUGAUACCAAAAACAGACUUCUAGAACAUUUAGUUGUAUAGUUUUAGUUUGUUUGACCAGAUUUGGUUAAAUUUGAUUUCGUGAAGAUAUUUUUUUAUAUCGCGGGUUUUAUUGUGAUUUUAGGUUAGGAUGUUGUUGUAUUUCGUCGGUUUGAAACGUCCCUGUAUAUUUUUAGUUUACACUCAUGCCACUAGAGGGGCAAGCCAACUUAUACACGACGGAUUGUACAAUGGGCGCCAUUUAUCGGCCCAUUUAUGAAACAGCAAAUGCUAACUCAAAAAACCGUUGUGACAAGCUGGUUUGGCCCAUGUUGAACUUAAUUUAUUUAUUUAUGAAUGAUUGUUGAUAGCAAAUUCACAUCAAAUCAUGACACAACCCUCGGCGCAAGCAACUCUUCGCCACUUGUGUUAUCGAUAUUAGAAGCCCUAUUGGACCUUGAUCUGUAACUGAUAAGUACCUGUUAGUGGACUUUCAUUAUUUAUAAAUAAUAUAGAUAAGUACGGGCAUGUUAAUAGUACAAAAUUAGGGGACUUUUUAAGAGAUUCAUCGUUAUUUUAUAGUUAGGCUCUCAAUUGGGCGCAUUACUUGUAGGCAUUUUUCGUUGCGAGUUACGCUACUGAACUCAACAUGAUGUGAUUGUAGAACCACUGCUCGAUUUCAGGAAUAUUGUACAGGGCUGUUUCGUGUAGUAUUUGAUACAGGUUUUAAAUGUAAUCAGCCUUGUGCAAACUCAACGUUAUUUAUUACGGAACGAUAUUUAUUUUCUUCGUCUAUGCCGGUAUACCAUGGAUAGGUGGUAACAUUGCCAUAAAUAUAACAAGCAAAUUUCUA